Rhododendron vialii is the source of this 3647-nucleotide messenger RNA. RefSeq names its product NAD kinase 2, chloroplastic. NCBI's taxonomy places the organism in Eukaryota, Viridiplantae, Streptophyta, Magnoliopsida, Ericales, Ericaceae. The coding region runs from base 441 to 3443 and encodes 1000 amino acids. The record is from RefSeq and is a predicted model, not a curated record. The transcript has 8 exons. Gene Ontology annotation, biological process: NADP+ biosynthetic process; NAD+ metabolic process. Gene Ontology annotation, molecular function: NAD+ kinase activity.
GAUCCUCUAAAUCCCUCUAAGACGCAAAGUAUUGGUUCUCGAAGUGCUUCUUUAUGCGAAAGCUUCCGUUCAGGAAUUCUCGAAGAUUCUUCGAGUCAUUCAAGACUAAACAUUAAUUUUUCGUAUACGAAUAUGUACCGCAGCAAAUAUGAAUGUACAUAUACGACUAUAAGUGUGUGGUUGUAAAACGUUUGUUAGGUAGGUCACAUCAAUAACACAUCAAAAUCACGCAGAAAAACUCCAAGGCGACAGCAACAAGGACGAAGAUGAGGAGGAGGAAAACGCAGCGCACAAGACCGAAAGAGAACAAACCCACCAGGCCACCACCAAUUAUAACGGCCGACAAUAUUAUCCACAACCACAUAUCCAUAUCUAUCGCAUACCAUAGCUUUAUCUACAAGUACAUGUUUAUAUAAACCCUGUGAUUUUUGUAUGGUGGCAUGGCGUGCUUCUGCUCUUGCCACGUGUUCGUCGUCGAGAUGAAUCGGCCCUUUUCGACCGGAGCCAAAACAACCCAUCUCUGGUCUCUCCGGUUGAGCAAGGCCAGCAAGUCUUCGGUGUUGGAAUUGCAGCGACGUCGUGUUGGGUUGGUUGUGAGUGCGGAGCUCUCGAAGCCGUUCUCUGGGAACAUCGGUUUGGACUCCAAGACCUUCCAUUCCCAUGAUCUAUCUCAAUUGCCCUGGAUCGGCCCACUUCCAGGAGAUAUCGCUGAAGUUGAGGCUUAUUGUAGAAUCUUUAGAGCUGCUGAAAGACUACAUAAUGCAUUAAUGAACACACUGUGCAAUCCAUUGACAGGAGAAUGCAGUGUUUCUUACAAUUUGCCAUCACAGGAUAAACCAGUAGUUGAAGAUAGAAUAGUAUCUGUUCUUGGUUGCAUGGUAUGUCUCCUGAACAAAGGCAAGGAGGAUGUUCUUUCUGGAAGAUCUUCCGUCUUGAAUACAUUCCGUGCUACAGACAUAAAUGUAAGGGACGAUAUGCUUCCACCACUUUCUGUUUUCAGGGGUGAGAUGAAACGGUAUUGUGAGAGCUUACAUGUUGCUCUUGAAAACUACUUAACACCUGACGACGCUCGAAGUAUAAAUGUAUGGAGGAAACUACAACAACUGAAAAGUGUUUGUUAUGAUUCUGGAUUUCCUCGUGGGGAUGGUGAUCCCAGCCAUACCCUUUUUGCAAACUGGAAUCCUGUUUAUUUAUCCACCUCAAAAGAGGAUAUAGAAACUACGGAUUCUGAGGUUUCUUUUUGGAGGGGUAGCCAGGUGACAGAAGAAGGCCUGAAGUGGCUAUUAGAGAAAGGAUUUAAAACUAUAGUAGAUCUUAGAGCAGAGACUGUAAAGGAUAACUUCUAUGAAACAGCACUAGAUGAGGCUAUUUUGUCUGGAAAAGUUGAACUAGUCGAAAUUCCUGUUGAAGUUGGUACUGCACCAUCGAUGGACCAGGUUGAGAAGUUUGCAAGCAUAGUGUCGAAUUCAAGCAAAAAGGCCAUAUACCUCCAUAGUAGGGAAGGAGUUUGGAGAACUUCUGCUAUGGUUUCUAGGUGGAGGCAAUACAUGGCGCGACACAAAUCACAGCUCGUCUCCAAUCAUGAAUCUACUAAAAGGGGCAUCCAAUCGCUGGAUGCCGUAAGAAUGGAAGAAUUGAGGACAUCAAAAUUAGUAGAAGUUGCAUCAUUGGGUAAUGAAGAUGGAUUGUUUCCUGAAAUGUUUGAUAUGGCUCAUGAUACAACCAGAAAAAUUAUCAAUCAUGUCAACAAAGAUGAUAACUGCAAUGGGGGCCGUGUUGGAGUCGUAUCUCACCAAGGCGCCAUGACGAUAGAAUCGGUUGAUAAUGCUGAAAUAGGAUCUUUAACUGACUUCUGCAGAGAAGUGAAUCCUCUAAAGGCCCAGCUACCUCCUUGCAACCUUUUCUCCAGAAAGGAGAUGUCCAGGUUUCUCAAAAGCAAGAAGAUUUCACCUCCCACUCACUCAAAUUACCAUAAGAGAAAAUUGGAGACUUCUCGAAGGGAGAAUUCCAGUGGAUUGCUUCAGAGGAGUGAAAUCAUUAGGACAAGUCCUGAAUUGAGGCUUGCAGAAACAAGAAGUACAAACGGAUCGGCAACCGGGAAGAAUCUAACUCUGAAGUCUCAGAGUCCUCCAGUUACCAAUGGGACUUAUCUGGGUGAUAAAUAUUCCUCUUCUUCUGGUCCCUCAUUAAAUGGACAUAGGUAUCCCAUUAGUGCUGUUAAUGCUCCUAUAAAACUGAGCAAUGAGUUGAAUAAGAUUGUUACAUCCAUCACGGAAGGCAAAAGGAGCAAUAGUGAGGUGUCCAUGGGUUCAGGUGAUGAUGGUUUGGGGACGAUCGAAAGUAAUAUGUGUGCUUCUGCGACAGGUGUGGUUCGAGUGCAAUCAAGAAAGAAAGCAGAGAUGUUCUUAGUUCGCACGGAUGGUGUCUCAUGUUCUAGGGAAAAGGUGACAGAAUCUUCCUUGGCGUUCACUCAUCCUAGCACCCAGCAGCAGAUGCUUAUGUGGAAAUCUACGCCAAAGACUGUACUUUUGUUGAAGAAACUGGGCCAGGAACUUAUGGAAGAAGCUAAAGAGGUUGCUUCUUUCUUGUAUCACCAAGAGAAGAUGUGUGUCCUUGUUGAACCUGAUGUACAUGAUGUAUUUGCGAGAAUCCCAGGGUUUGGUUUCGUUCAGACGUUUUAUAGUCAAGAUACAAGUGAUCUUCACGAGAGGGUUGACUUUGUGGCGUGCUUGGGAGGGGAUGGUGUUAUACUACAUGCAUCAAACCUAUUUAGAGGAGCUGUACCCCCUGUUGUAUCAUUUAAUCUUGGGUCCCUUGGAUUUCUCACUUCCCACCAUUUUGAAGAUUUUAGGCAAGACUUGAAACAAGUUAUUUAUGGGAACAAUACAAUGGAUGGUGUUUAUAUAACUCUCCGCAUGCGUCUCUGCUGUCAAAUUUAUCGAAAUGGAAAAGCCAUGCUUGGGAAAGUAUUUGAUGUCCUCAAUGAGGUUGUGGUUGAUCGUGGUUCUAAUCCAUACAUUUCAAAAAUCGAAUGUUAUGAACAUGACCGCCUUAUAACCAAGGUGCAAGGCGAUGGAGUCAUAGUUGCCACCCCUACAGGUAGUACAGCUUACUCUACUGCUGCAGGAGGUUCUAUGGUCCAUCCAAAUGUUCCAUGCAUGCUGUUUACACCAAUUUGCCCACAUUCCCUCUCUUUCAGACCUGUCAUACUUCCGGAUUCUGCACGGCUUGAAUUAAAGAUUCCUGAGGAUGCAAGAAGCAAUGCAUGGGUCUCCUUUGAUGGUAAGAGAAGGCAACAACUCUCAAGAGGUGAUUCAGUGCGGAUAUUUAUGAGCCAACAUCCACUUCCGACAGUGAACAAAGCUGACCAAACCGGUGACUGGUUUCGCAGCUUAAUCCGUUGCCUGAAUUGGAACGAAAGACUUGAUCAAAAGGCCCUCUGAAGCCUACGUGAGGUUGACUGAGGUUUGUGUAUAUUACUGUACAUGUUACAAGUUAAAGGAAUCACACGUAAUCUAACUUAGAAGGAGUGUAUUUUGCUUAUUCAUCCAACUGGCUCCCUUAUAAGAUGGUAGGGCCUGCCUUUCCUUUUGCUGUUGUUUUUGUGUAAUGCAUUUUACUAUGGCAAAAGUUUUACCUUUUAAUCG